Molecule: messenger RNA, 753 nt
Organism: Ectocarpus siliculosus
Lineage: Eukaryota; Phaeophyceae; Ectocarpales; Ectocarpaceae
Source: the annotation of a GenBank genome assembly
AUGCCUCCGACCGACUGCUUCGAUGACGCGGGUGCAAGCUGUGCAUCCAUGAGCGGUGUUCCCGAGCCGGGGCUGUUGCCCACGACAAGGUCGCCACUCCAUCACGGUACUGACCCUGACCUCUCAGCUCCCACCCCGUCGCCUUCGGGGGUCGCGGCUACGGGGCUCGACUUGUCCCCUGUGAUGGGACCAACGCCCACUGUUUUCGUGACCAAGGCAAAGCGGAAGCUGCGAGGCAGCCCGGCAAGAGGGGGGGGCUGCGGGGGAGGCCCCGUCUCUCCCAUGGCGACCCGGCUCUCGAGAGGCUUCCCUCCCUCGAGCAUCAGACCCAACACUACUGGUUUCAGCGGGGCGUCGAACCCAUCAACACCACACCGCGGCGGCAGCAGCUGUUGCAUCACACAACACGACGCUUCGUCGUCGUCAGCAGCAGCUAAAGGGGAGGCAACACAGCAGAGGCUGGGAGCGGGAGGGACGGGGGGGCUACUGGACGACAAGGAUGGACCGCCCUCGCUUGCCCCUCUCGGAAGCGUUGCUCCUAGCACCAGGGUCGCGGCCGCCGCCGCUCCGACCCCCGAGAGUGCUGCGGGUCUCGAGGCCGGUGGCGGUGGUUCCGAAGCCAGCAACAGCCGCGGGGCGCGACAGCAGCAGCAGCAGCAGCAAAAGAAGCAGCAAGUGGACAUCAAGGACAUGAUGCUCAAGGCUAAAAAAGCCUCGGACAACAUCCGCCUGCUACUGCACGCCAAGGUAUGA